CGUACAUAAUUAUCCAUUUGUCCGUAUUUUUCUGUCCAAUUAAUUCACAAAUAAUGAGAGAUGACGACAAGUUUCCAGAAGAAAGCCAGGGGCAAGGUCCUUCAGAUCCCCGGGGCGAAACCUUCUUUGUAUAACAAUCAGCUGCUAGUUUCAACAGGCAUCCCCUCACUGGAUCAGCUGCUUGGAGGAGGGUUGGCAGUCGGCACUGUGAUGCUUGUGGAGGAAGACACAUUUGGCAGCUAUGCCAGACUUCUGCUUAAGUAUUUUUGUGCUGAGUCGGUUAUGACAGGACAUUCCCUGAUGGUCUCUUCUGCUGAUAAUGAUCCUGAUCAGUUGUUAAAAGAAUUGCCUAGGCCAAUUUUAGAUGAUCCAGGAGUAAAGGAUGAGGCAAACAUUACUGUAGGUGAAGAUGAUAGCAUGAAGAUUGCUUGGCGUUAUCGGCACUUGCCAAAGUUUCAGUCUUCCUCUACUGCAGUAAAGUUUGGACACUACUAUGACUUAAGUAAAACAAUGGAAGAUGAUUUAGUAUCAACAAUCAAUGUGAAAAUGAUAGGUUCUGAAGAUAUUAUUCAAUCCCCGGCCUGCAACAACCAUAAUCCGAAAUAUCUCCAUCUGUUGAAAAGCAUACAAGAGUGCAUUGAAGUUGGUGGUUUUGGAACUUCUGCAACACCUGAAAAAAGAAACAUAUUGAGAAUAGCUAUGCAUUCCCUUGGAUCACCUCUCUGGGGUGAAAACGGGGGACUUCAACCGGAUGACCAUUACGAUCCUUCACUUAUCAAGUUUCUUUUAGGACUGCGAGCCAUUCUUAGAUCAUCAUUUGGUGUUUGUGUGGUAACGAUUCCAACACAUCUGUUUUGUGACAAAGCUUUUAUAAAUCGAGUAGAAAGGAUGUGUGACACCGUUGUACACCUAGAUAGCUUUGUUGGUUCAGAAAGGGAGAAAAACCCUGCUUACAAAGAAUAUCAUGGACUGUUCAAUAUCAAGAAACUCCCAAGUUUGAACACUUUAGUUUGCCAUAUGCCUGAGUCUCUUGAUCUAGCUUUUAAGCUUAGGCGAAAGAAGUUUGUGAUAGAGAAGUUGCACCUUCCACCAGACCUUUCGGAGACAGCUAGCCGCUCCCAGGAAGACCCGGUCCCUAAACUUGCAGCUGGGUCAUCAUGUGGUACUGGUGGCUCUGGCAAGUCCAAGCUUGACUUUUGAUCUCAGCUGAUUUACUCUGGGCAAUGUGUAUUAAAAACAUGUUAUUUCAAACUUAAUAAUUGAUGGAUCACAUUAAAUGCUCAUUCACAAAUGUA
Messenger RNA from Mya arenaria, 1295 nucleotides. RefSeq names its product elongator complex protein 4-like. Gene Ontology annotation, biological process: tRNA wobble uridine modification. The coding region runs from base 61 to 1200 and encodes 379 amino acids. Lineage: Eukaryota; Metazoa; Mollusca; Bivalvia; Myida; Myidae. The transcript is spliced from 2 exons. The record is from RefSeq and is a predicted model, not a curated record. Gene Ontology annotation, cellular component: elongator holoenzyme complex; transcription elongation factor complex; cytoplasm.